Oryza brachyantha (malo sina) is the source of this 3279-nucleotide messenger RNA. Its product is annotated as zinc finger BED domain-containing protein RICESLEEPER 1-like. NCBI's taxonomy places the organism in Eukaryota, Viridiplantae, Streptophyta, Magnoliopsida, Poales, Poaceae. The record is from RefSeq and is a predicted model, not a curated record. Gene Ontology annotation, molecular function: protein dimerization activity; DNA binding. The transcript is spliced from 4 exons. The coding region runs from base 413 to 2842 and encodes 809 amino acids.
CCCUAGCCCGAGUCCCGAUCCCCCCAUCCUCGCCGCGCCGCGCCGCCGGCAAACCGCAGGCCGCCGCGCGCCCGCACUGCUCAGCGCAGCUCCAGCUCCGGCUCCGGCUCUGGCUCUGGCUCCUGUCGAGCUGCUGGACGCCGCUCGGCUCGACUAGGCGACAGGCGUGGUGUGGCCGCUUCCGCGGCUUUCCUUUCCUCCAGGCUCGCCGAUGUCGCCGUCGCCAAGGUUUCAGAGGAUCGGCCGCGCUGGGUUGUUAUCUCUGCUUGUUUAGUUACUGUUCGGGAAUGCGAUUGCUGUGCUGCUGCUCCGAGCUUGAGCAUGGAGGAGAUCUAGCCGCACAGGAUCUUCGGAAGUGAGUGUGUCGGUGUAGGGUGUAGAGCACUGUUAAGGUUAGAGGUUGUGCCCGGUAAUGGAUCAUGUUUUACUCCAAAACGGUGUGGAGCAUCCUGUUCCUGGGGAGGAGCAUAAGGAGGAUAGCAGCAUGAAAGUGGAGGUGGCAUUUGAUGGGGUUCAAAGCCCGUUCCGAUUCAGGCACAAGAAAAGGUCCAAGGUCUGGGAGGAGUACAAGCCCAUCUUUCUGAAUGGGAAGGUUCAGUUCGCGGAGUGCUUGUACUGCCAUAAUCGACUCAGCUGCAAAGAUUCCAAUGGGACAAGCCAUCUAUGGCGGCAUCAGAAAAUCUGCCCUGGCAAGGAGGAAGCGGCACAGAGGCGACAGAAGGAUUCCUACUUCCCAUGUGUUUUGGUGAAUCGGAACGACCCGGUUUCACCACAUGAUCUGGUCAGUGAGAUUAUUACAGAGACGCUUAGUGACAUAAAAUCAGUAACACCCAGCGGCAGCAGAUUCACAUCAAAGGUGUGGAAGGAGUUUACACCUAUCUAUGUUGAGGGGAAACUCCAGGCUGCAGAUUGCAUUCACUGCCACAAGCGCCUCAGUGCGAAUAAGUUUGGAGGAAGAAGCCAUCUGAGUCGACAUCUUAUAACCUGUGCAGGACGACAUGGAAGGGGCCAAAUUCAUCAGAAGGGUUUAUUUUAUCCUUCUAGCAUUCCUAGUUUGAAGUCCAAGAUGCAAGAUGAGCUCUCGCCUGCCUUAACAAAUGGAAAGGUUCAGAUUGCAGAAUACUCUAGCAAGCUUCUUAGGACAAGUAGCUCUGGUGACUCCACCCCUAAGCCCAUUCGAGUGGUACCAGCACAACAUUCCCUGCCAACACCAGAUUGUACAAGCCUGAAGAAACAGAGGACCUCAUUUGUGACCACGCCAAUUGGUCAAGAAACAUCUGAUCCAGAGCUAGCCGGGAUGAUAGCGAUGCAUGGUUAUCCUUUGUCCAUUGUAGAGCACGAAGAAAUGGUGAGAUUUGUAAAUAAACUCAACCCUGUGGUCAAUUUAGUCUCUCGCAAUGGUUUGGAAGAACAUUGCUUGGCACUAUUUCAGAAGGAAAAGGAAAAUCUGAAGAGUAAAAUUGCACAUUCUUCCCGGCGCGUCUCUCUGUCAGCAAGCAUAUGGACUCCUGAUGGAUCUGAGCCAACAGUAAAUUACCUCUGUUUGACAGCACAUUAUGUUGAUGAAGACUGGAAAGUUCACAGGAUUAUAAUAAAAUUUGGAAUGUUUUGGUCGGUGCCUGCUGAUUUGGAAAGGAUGGUACAUUGUAUGGAAGCUUGUGUCCCAGAAUCUGAAAGUGGAUCUUAUAAUAUCAUAUCGGAUGCUAUUAGAGACUGGAAUCUUGAUCAGAAGCUUUUAAGCUUGAUUUCUGUUGGUGAAGUUAGGGAUGACAACAAUACUUCAUUGCUGAAGGAAAUGCUUAUAGAGAAGAAGUUCCUUCCUAUUGGAGGGAAGCUAUACAAUGUUUCUUGUGUGGACUAUAUCCUUAACAGUAUUGUUUUCAAAGUGCAAUCCGAUAUACUUCAUCUUGUUAGUGACAUAGUAAUGGAGUUUUUGGUGUCAUUGACCCAACAGCAGCUUCUGGAAGUAAUUUCGCAUAUGGGUCUAAAAUGCCCACAAGAAGACGCCAAGUGGUGGCACAAACUUUAUUUUAGACUUGAAGUUCUUUUGCAUUUCAAGAAGUCAUUUCCUUCUGACGAAAGGUUAUCCCCAGAAGAUACAAAAAUUGUUGAAUCUGUUUGCAAGAUUUUGAGGACAUUUUAUCGUGUAAUUGAAGUUAUUUCCAGCCCUAGCUCUCCGACAGCAAAUAUGUAUUUUAACGAGAUAUGGAAAAUCAGGACCGUUUUGCAAGAAGAAGCACUAAAUGAUCACAGAGAUAUAGCUACAAUGGUUAUGAUGAUGCAGGAAGCAUUCAAUGAGUAUUGGCAAAAUUCAUACUUGUGGUUGGCCAUUCCUGUUGUGUUAGAUCCUAGAUUCAAAUUCAGUUUUAUUGAGUUUCGUCUAAAACGAGCUUUUGGAACAGAUUCAGCAAGCUACCUGUCUGUAAUACGUGAAACAGUCCGGGAACUCUUCAAUGAAUACUGCAAUUCUCUGAAUCAGACAAUCGCUGUUGUUUCAAACAGUGAAGCUUUCGGUGCAGAUGAUGGUGAUUCACUGGAAGAUUGGGAUCGGCAUCUCCAUGAACAAGCAAGUAGUCAACUAUCUUCAGAACUUGAUGACUACCUUGAAGAUGGUUUAGUUCCUAGAAAGGAUGAUUUUGAUAUUUUAAACUGGUGGAUGACUCAUACUACUAAGUACCCAACACUUGCGACUAUUGCACGGGACAUCUUGGCGAUGCCAGCAUCUGCUGUUCAAUCUGAAGCAGCUUUCAGUAGUAGUGGACCAGUAAUUCCAAAGCACCAGAGUGCAUUAAACAUCAGAACAAUUGAGGCACUUGUUUGUACUCGAGAUUGGAUGAGAUAAAACUCUUUAAAUGCUAUGCUGCAGUGAACUGUUAAGAUGGAUUGCAUGCAGCUUUCACCGGAGGAAAAUUUCAAGCAUUCUAUGAUGGUGCUUCUGGCCAAGGAUAUCCCCUCUGAUGAUCGAAUCCCCAACAUUUGGCAGCUGUUAACUUAUUUUUCAGCCGAGAUGUGUAUAUAGAUGUUACUCCCAUCACCCCAUGCAGAUGUGUAUGUAGCCUUCCUUAGCCGAGUUCAGAAGUGAUGGGUAUAUGUAACCCAGGAACUGAGCCUAGCUAGUUUAAGCAGGAACUAGGAGUUGCAAGGUGGAGAUGCUGCAAAUAUGCUUUGGUAUGAACUUUUAAAUCUCUUAUAUCUGCAACCUUGUUUACCUACUUCGCUAAAUUGAUUUACGAGUGGCAAUGAUUUGUUGCUGUAUUCCGGCGCCUUAACUCUUUUAAA